AUGUCGGAGAAGAGCGUGGAGGCAGCGGCCGAGUUGAGCGCCAAGGACCUGAAGGAGAAGAAAGAGAAGGUGGAGGAGAAGGCAGGCCGGAAAGAACGGAAGAAAGAAGUGGUUGAGGAAGAGGAGAACGGGGCUGAGGAAGAAGAAGAAGAAACUGCCGAGGAUGGAGAGGAGGAAGAUGAAGGAGAAGAGGAAGAUGAGGAAGAAGAAGAAGAGGAUGACGAAGGGCCCGCGCUGAAGAGAGCUGCUGAAGAGGAGGAUGAAGCAGACCCCAAGCGGCAGAAGACAGAAAAUGGGGCAUCAGCAUGA
Molecule: messenger RNA, 309 nt
Organism: Elephantulus edwardii (Cape elephant shrew)
Lineage: Eukaryota; Metazoa; Chordata; Mammalia; Macroscelidea; Macroscelididae
Gene: PTMS
Product: parathymosin
Exons: 5
Coding region: 1-309 (102 amino acids)
Biological process (GO): negative regulation of apoptotic process; positive regulation of transcription by RNA polymerase II
Cellular component (GO): nucleus
Molecular function (GO): histone binding
Source: RefSeq, a predicted model, not a curated record